Messenger RNA from Drosophila serrata, 1118 nucleotides. RefSeq names its product eukaryotic translation initiation factor 2 subunit beta (gene eIF2beta). Gene Ontology annotation, biological process: translational initiation; formation of translation preinitiation complex. Gene Ontology annotation, molecular function: translation initiation factor activity; translation initiation factor binding; mRNA binding. The record is from RefSeq and is a predicted model, not a curated record. Gene Ontology annotation, cellular component: eukaryotic translation initiation factor 2 complex. Lineage: Eukaryota; Metazoa; Arthropoda; Insecta; Diptera; Drosophilidae.
UUUUUAGGGGAAAGCCAAAUAUUCAUCUGGCCACACUGCUACGUUUGCCGUGCUGUCACUUUAGCUGAUGCAAUUUUAGUUUUUCCACUAAAUUAAAGUUAUUUGCUAGCCAACGAGUAUUUAUAGAGCAAAAUCACAAUGGACGCGGAAGACGGUUUUGAUCCCACUUUGUUGAAAAAGAAGAAGAAGAAGAAGACCACCUUCGAUCUGGACGCUGCGUUAGGUCUAGAAGACGAUAGCAAGAAAGAGGAUCCCCUAGAUGAAGCGUCGGCGGAUGCAGGUGCCGCUGAACUGGAGGACAACCUAGAUCUGGAGAGUUUUGGCAAGAAGAAGAAAAAGAAGAAGAAGCCUUUCAAUAUGGACGAGAUUGAAGCGGCAGUGCCGAGCUUCGGUGGCGACGAUGCAACAGCGGCCACGGAGGAGCCCGAGGAGGAGGAGAUCAAUCUGGAUAUGGACUUUUCGAUGGCUAAAAAGAAGAAGAAGAGCAAGAAGAAGGAUCUGGACGAGCUGUUUGCCGACAAGUUGGAUGAAGACAAGGGCGAGGACAAAGAAAAUGUGGAAGACAAUAGUUCAACCUGGGCUGGUUCCGAUCGUGACUACACAUAUGACGAGUUGCUGAAGCGCGUCUUCGAAAUCAUUCUCGACAAGAAUCCGGACAUGGCCGCCGGUCGCAAGCCCAAGUUUGUGAUGCGUCCGCCCCAGGUGCUGCGCGUCGGUACCAAGAAGACCUCCUUUGCCAACUUCAUGGACAUUGCGAAAACGCUGCAUCGCCUGCCCAAACAUUUGCUAGACUUUUUGCUGGCCGAGUUGGGAACGAGCGGCUCCAUGGACGGCAACCAGCAGCUGAUUAUUAAGGGUCGCUUCCAGCCCAAACAGAUCGAGAACGUACUUCGGCGCUACAUCAAGGAGUAUGUCACCUGUCACACCUGCCGCUCUCCGGAAACGAUACUGCAGAAGGACACGCGUCUAUUCUUCCUGCAGUGCGAGUCGUGUGGUUCCCGCUGUUCGGUGGCCAGCAUUAAGUCAGGUUUCCAGGCUGUCACCGGCAAACGUGCCGCAAUUCGAGCAAAAACAACCUAAAUUCUCCUUAUUUAACAAAAUGCUUGAUUUUUUAUUAC